AGCAAAUUUAACAGGAGAGAAAACAAGAUCCAAUUUUUCUGACAUCUAGAAAAAUGUCUUCGGUUAGUCCUGAAAAUAGUGGUUUAAAGAUAGGAGACAUGGAAUAUAAAAGUGGAAUGCGAAAAAGAACGAAUAUUUCAAUAAUUCUUGGAGUUUUUUUGGCAGUGGCACUCACAGCUUUCAUAACGAUUUUAGUCAUAUACCUGAAAGGUCAAUAUAUAAAAGAAUUGGGGAAUGUCUGCAAUGAAGGCAUUAUUGAACGAUUUGCAGUGGCCAUCGACGCUAUCGGAUUUCUUUGCGAAACACGAGAUACCGCUGAACAAGCGAAUUGUCUGAGAUGUGCACGAAUUCUAGAUGACAGGGCACAAUGUGAGGCUGAAUCGUCUGGUUUGAGCCCUCUAUGUACAUUUGACACAACGAGGAGAUUGUGUAUAAGAUUAUAAGAGGUGUACACUUCAGGCGUAUACCCAGGAUGAGAUUCAUUUUACCUGGUAAAAAAGGAAUAAAGAU
Molecule: messenger RNA, 510 nt
Organism: Saccostrea echinata
Lineage: Eukaryota; Metazoa; Mollusca; Bivalvia; Ostreida; Ostreidae
Exons: 4
Coding region: 54-443 (129 amino acids)
Source: RefSeq, a predicted model, not a curated record